CAAAGGCCAAAAACCCUUUCGACAAAAACGAAGACUUUAAGAGCCUAAACAGACACGAAACUAGAUCGGAAGCUAUGGCGGAUUUGGAAGAUGUUCAGACCGUAGAUCUCAUGUCCGAGCUCCUCCGCCGUCUCAAAUGUUCUCAGAAACCCGACAAACGCCUCAUCUUCAUAGGACCUCCAGGGUCAGGGAAAGGUACACAGUCACCAAUAGUGAAGGAUGAGUUUUGUUUGUGUCAUUUAUCCACUGGAGAUAUGUUAAGAGCUGCUGUUGCUUCCAAGACCCCUCUUGGUCUUAAGGCCAAAGAAGCUAUGGACAAGGGAGCGCUUGUUACUGAUGAACUGGUUGUUGGUAUAAUUGAUGAAGCCAUGAACAAGCCGAAAUGUCAGAAAGGUUUUAUCCUUGAUGGGUUUCCCAGGACUGUUGCUCAGGCUGAGAAGCUAGAUGAGAUGCUUAAGAAGCGUGGAACUGGAAUCGACAAAGUUCUCAACUUUGCUAUUGAUGACUCAGUCCUAGAGGAGAGAAUAACCGGGAGAUGGAUCCACCCAUCUAGUGGCAGGAGUUACCACACCAAGUUCGCACCUCCCAAAACCCCUGGCGUUGAUGAUAUUACUGGUGAGCCUCUGAUCCAACGUAAAGAUGAUAACGCUGAGGUUCUAAGGUCAAGACUUGCAGCUUUCCACACUCAAACUGAACCGGUGAUUGAGUACUACGCAAAGAAGGCUGUUCUUACAAACAUCCACGCCGAGAAGGCUCCACAAGAUGUAACAUCAGAGGUUCAAAAAGCAUUGUCCUGAUGAUGAUGAAAGACUGCUCGCUCAAGGCAGUCAUCUCCUUUGGUUAGAAUCCAUUUUUUUCCCUUUCCUACAAGAGAGACACACAUCUAUAUAUCUACUCAUCUGCGGAAUGACAGUUCUUUUCUAGUCUUUUGCGCUUUGUCUGUUCGACUAAUUUUUUCAAACUUUGCGGGAGAAUAAUGUCUGUUUCCGACCGAAACUGUAUUUGAGUAUGGUCUGCUGUCUCCUUUCUGAUAGCAUGAGUUGUUUCUUCUGCAUUGUAGCAGUGUCUCUUAACAUUCCUCUCUAUAUCGAAUCAAAUAAACAAAUUUUAUAGGGA
Molecule: messenger RNA, 1116 nt
Organism: Eruca vesicaria subsp. sativa (arugula)
Lineage: Eukaryota; Viridiplantae; Streptophyta; Magnoliopsida; Brassicales; Brassicaceae
Source: the annotation of a GenBank genome assembly